CGGUCACGCUGCUCCGCUCUCUAAAACCAAAAAAGAGAACAGGCAGCGCAUUGGCAAAAAAAAAACACAAAUAUAAUGGAAUUAUCGCCAAACAAUCAAAUUGAGGACAGAAAACCUACACUAACUGCUGAUGGUUUAGUGCAAACAUCAAAUUCACCCUUCGAACCAAACGCAACGGCAACAACAACCGUCUCCCAAGAGACACAAACAUCAAACGGCAACGGCGCCGCCGGCCCCUUGACAGUCGAUCAACUUGAUAUCGAAAUUUUGCCGCUCAUCUACGACAUUGUGCGCUGUGUGGAAAAGGAUCCCCUCGAGAACGCAGUGAAGCUACGCGAAUCCCAAGACUGCAAUCACAAGAUCUUUGAGCUGCAGAAACGUUUCGAGUCUGCGCGUGAACAAAUCAAGCAGCUGCCUGGCAUCGAUUACAACAAGGAGGAGCAACUGCAACGCCUGGAACUGUUGCGCAAUCAACUGAAGCUUAAACAGCAACUGAUACGCAAAUACAAGGACACCGAGUUCUAA
Messenger RNA from Drosophila sulfurigaster albostrigata, 525 nucleotides. RefSeq names its product mediator of RNA polymerase II transcription subunit 9 (gene MED9). The record is from RefSeq and is a predicted model, not a curated record. Gene Ontology annotation, cellular component: mediator complex. Lineage: Eukaryota; Metazoa; Arthropoda; Insecta; Diptera; Drosophilidae. Gene Ontology annotation, molecular function: transcription coregulator activity. Gene Ontology annotation, biological process: regulation of transcription by RNA polymerase II. The transcript has 3 exons. The coding region runs from base 76 to 525 and encodes 149 amino acids.